Molecule: messenger RNA, 10791 nt
Organism: Passer montanus (Eurasian tree sparrow)
Lineage: Eukaryota; Metazoa; Chordata; Aves; Passeriformes; Passeridae
Gene: AGO2
Product: argonaute RISC catalytic component 2
Exons: 19
Coding region: 774-3218 (814 amino acids)
Biological process (GO): regulatory ncRNA-mediated gene silencing; regulation of DNA-templated transcription
Cellular component (GO): RISC complex
Molecular function (GO): RNA binding; protein binding; endoribonuclease activity, cleaving siRNA-paired mRNA
Source: RefSeq, a predicted model, not a curated record
CUCCCCUUCCCCCGACAGCGUAGCCGGGGCUCGGGCUCGCUCCCUCCCCCGUGCCCUCCCCUGGAGCCGCCGCCGCCUCCGCCGCCGCACACACGGAGACAUGUACCCGGGAGCCCCCUCCGCCGGACCCGGUGAGCUUUCGCCCGGGUUUCUUUCCCUCCUCCGCUGCCCCCGGAGCGGCUUUCCCGGUCCGUGUCCGUGGGGAGCCCCGGGAGCUCCUCUUCCCCCCCGGCUGGGGCCUGGCUGGAGCGGCGGAGGAAGGAGGGUCAGGGCGCCGCCGCCACCUCGGGCAGGGCCGCGUGUCCGGAGGCCCCUCUGAGGGGAGGGUCGCCUUCCCUGCCGCGCUCCCCCCUCCCUCUGCCGAGCCCUGAGGCCGGCGCGGCUCCCGCUGCGGACCGGGGUCUCCAUUUCCUCUCUCCCGGCUCCAUCCCGGGAUUCCCGGCCGGCCGCGUGUUCCUGGGCGGCCGCGCCGCGAUAGUUGCGCGGGGAGGUGCGGGGGAAGCGCCCGCACGUCGGGAGCGCUGAGGGGCAGCGCUGGGCGUCCUCCGGCUCGUCUGUGCUGGGAGCGAAUCUGGGAGCAAAGGAAAGGCGGACGUGCAAAGAAGAGUUAGCAACUCCUCUAGGGACGUUUACUAUCACUUUGGGGAAAUACAGUGCUCACACCUCCUCCCCCAUUGCCACCACCAAUCCAGGGAUAUGCCUUUAAACCUCCUCCUCGACCAGAUUUUGGCACUUCUGGGAGAACAAUCAAACUGCAGGCCAACUUCUUUGAAAUGGACAUUCCUAAAAUAGAUAUCUACCAUUAUGAAUUGGAUAUAAAGCCAGAAAAAUGUCCUAGAAGAGUUAACAGAGAAAUAGUGGAGCAUAUGGUUCAGCACUUUAAAACCCAGAUUUUUGGGGAUCGCAAACCAGUGUUUGAUGGAAGAAAAAACCUUUAUACAGCCAUGCCACUUCCCAUUGGGAGAGAUAAACAGGUGGAGCUGGAGGUCACGCUGCCAGGAGAAGGAAAGGACAGAAUAUUUAAGGUGGCCAUCAAGUGGAUGUCCUGUGUGAGCUUGCAGGCUUUGCAUGAUGCUCUCUCUGGCCGCCUGCCGAGCGUCCCGUUUGAGACCAUCCAGGCCCUGGAUGUGGUCAUGAGGCACUUGCCUUCCAUGAGGUAUACUCCUGUUGGGAGAUCUUUCUUUACAGCAUCAGAAGGGUGCUCAAAUCCUUUGGGUGGUGGCAGAGAAGUUUGGUUUGGCUUCCAUCAGUCAGUCAGACCUUCAUUAUGGAAAAUGAUGCUAAAUAUUGAUGUGUCUGCAACUGCAUUUUACAAAGCACAGCCAGUUAUUGAGUUUGUCUGUGAAGUUCUGGACUUCAAAAGUAUUGAAGAACAACAAAAACCUCUGACAGAUUCCCAAAGGGUAAAGUUUACCAAAGAAAUAAAAGGUCUGAAGGUGGAGAUAACACACUGUGGACAAAUGAAAAGGAAGUACAGAGUGUGCAAUGUCACCAGACGACCAGCAAGUCACCAAACAUUCCCACUUCAGCAGGAGAAUGGACAAACAGUUGAAUGCACUGUAGCUCAGUAUUUUAAGGACAGGCAUAAAUUAGUUUUACGCUACCCUCACCUUCCAUGUUUACAAGUUGGACAGGAGCAGAAACACACAUACCUUCCUCUGGAGGUGUGCAACAUAGUGGCAGGACAAAGAUGCAUAAAGAAACUCACUGACAAUCAGACUUCCACUAUGAUUCGAGCCACUGCCAGAUCAGCCCCGGACCGGCAGGAAGAGAUCAGCAAAUUGAUGCGGAGCGCCAGUUUCAACACAGACCCUUACGUCCGAGAGUUUGGGAUCAUGGUCAAGGAUGAGAUGACAGACGUGACUGGUAGAGUCCUUCAGCCUCCCUCAAUCCUCUAUGGAGGCAGGAAUAAAGCAAUUGCUACACCAGUGCAAGGUGUCUGGGACAUGAGGAAUAAACAAUUUCACACUGGAAUUGAAAUAAAGGUUUGGGCAAUUGCCUGCUUUGCUCCCCAGCGCCAGUGCACUGAAGUUCAUCUUAAGUCCUUCACAGAACAGCUGAGGAAGAUUUCCAGGGAUGCUGGAAUGCCAAUCCAGGGGCAGCCCUGCUUCUGUAAAUACGCCCAGGGAGCCGACAGCGUGGAGCCCAUGUUCAGACACCUCAAGAACACUUACACUGGGCUGCAGCUUGUCGUGGUCAUUCUGCCAGGAAAAACACCAGUCUAUGCGGAGGUGAAGCGUGUUGGUGACACGGUGCUGGGAAUGGCCACUCAGUGUGUGCAGAUGAAAAACGUCCAAAGAACAACACCACAAACUCUGUCCAACCUUUGCUUAAAAAUAAAUGUCAAAUUAGGAGGUGUAAAUAACAUUCUAUUGCCACAGGGAAGACCCCCAGUAUUCCAACAGCCUGUCAUAUUCCUUGGUGCAGAUGUAACUCACCCACCAGCUGGGGAUGGGAAAAAGCCUUCCAUUGCUGCAGUUGUGGGCAGCAUGGAUGCUCAUCCCAACCGUUACUGUGCCACUGUGCGGGUGCAGCAGCACCGCCAGGAAAUCAUCCAGGACUUGGCUGCCAUGGUCAGGGAGCUGCUGAUCCAGUUCUACAAAUCCACCAGGUUCAAACCAACUCGAAUCAUCUUCUACAGGGAUGGUGUUUCUGAGGGGCAGUUCCAGCAGGUCCUCCACCAUGAGCUGCUGGCUAUCAGGGAGGCUUGCAUUAAACUGGAGAAGGAUUAUCAGCCUGGCAUCACAUUUAUAGUGGUGCAGAAAAGGCACCACACCAGACUCUUCUGCACGGAUAAAAACGAACGGGUUGGAAAAAGUGGAAACAUUCCAGCUGGUACCACAGUGGACACAAAAAUCACCCACCCCUCAGAGUUUGACUUCUACCUGUGUAGUCAUGCUGGGAUUCAGGGAACAAGCAGACCCUCUCACUACCACGUGCUGUGGGAUGACAAUCGCUUCUCGUCGGACGAGCUGCAGAUCCUCACCUACCAGCUGUGCCACACCUACGUGCGCUGCACGCGCUCCGUCUCCAUCCCUGCCCCGGCCUACUACGCUCACCUGGUGGCCUUCAGAGCCAGGUACCAUCUGGUGGAUAAAGAACACGAUAGUGCUGAAGGAAGCCACACUUCUGGCCAGAGCAAUGGCAGAGACCACCAAGCACUUGCUAAGGCAGUCCAGGUGCACCAGGACACGCUGCGCACGAUGUACUUUGCUUGACACGUUCUCAUGUUCAGCGGCUCCGGACAAGGCAGAGUUGGAUUCACACCAGACCAGCUGCACUUAGACCAACAGAUGCCCCACCCCAGGGACAGCCAGCAAUGAGUGAUGCAUCUUUAUUCCUUUCUUUCCUAUUUGCAAGGAAGCCUUCCGUCCAGAAUUUCAGACUUGAUCACAAACUGCAUUCUUGUACCAAACCCCACUGUUGUCGGAAAUGUGGUUUGCCAAAAAUCUCUGAGCUGCUUGGUGUAAAACAGACCCAGUUUUUAUAAUUAAAUCAAGAGCUGCAAUCUCAGGGCUUAGGGAAGAAAAACAAAAAACCAAACCAACAACCCAACCCACAAAACUCCUCAUUCAAGUUUGCUGUUCAUUGAGUUGCUUUUGAUAAUUUGGAAAGAUCUAGUUAAUACUAAGGUUUGAUGAGCUAAAAUGCUGUGAAUCAGCUUUUAGUACAAAAAAGCAAAACGUCUUUUGAGUAUUUAUGAAGCCUUGAUUAUUCUAGAUACAUUUACAAAAUUUUUAUUUUCAAAAUAAGAGCGUGACAAAAUUCUGGUUUCUAAUUGUCUUAUAAAGAUUAUUCUCAGAUUAUUCUCUGUGUGUCUAAGGACAAAUGUAUUUUCUGAAGCUUGUCUUGAAUGUUUUUUAUUGUGCUGCAUUUUAAAAUGUUUUUCGUAGACUAAAGAUGAAUCUAAAAAAAAAAAAAGAAAAAGAGUAAACCUGUAUCUAAGCUUUCAAUAGCUACAGUUAGAUUGGCAGAAGAAAAUGUGCCAUUUAAAAAAAUUUGUAAAGAUUUUUUUUAAAUCAUACUGACAGCUAACUUUAGGAUUUGUCAUACAGGACUGUGACACUUACUUUCCAAAGUCUCUAAAGAAUACGGGUCUGUGGUGAUGAAUACAGUACAAUCCUUUUUCACUGUUGUUUGAGUUAAUGUAAAUGUUAUAUAUGUUUCACAGUAUUAAUGUGAUAGACUAGAUGCUAUUAUUUAUUUUUAUUUACUAAGGAGUGCUCAUUAUACUUCUGUUAACAUAUCAAGAAUGCUUUGAACUUAGAAAGUAAAAUCCUUUUCGUGGGGACAUUACUCUUCAAAUGCAAAAACAAAAAAAAUAUGCAGUCGAUGUGGUGAGAGGAGAGAGAUGCAGCCAGUGUCUGUUGUAGCUUGGGAUUUGCAGAAAGGCUUUUUCAAUGUGCACACAACACAGCAGGUUUUACCUCUGCAGUUCAGACGCACACAAGACCAACAUCCUACAUUCAUUCAAGCACAAAACAAUUGUAUUUUAUUUAUAUGUUGAGUAGUGGUGAAGCAGGAGCUCUGCUAGAGGAGAGUGGCUCGCUGGAAGUUAGGCAGAAGUCAGAGAAUCUAUGCAGUAAAGAUAAAAAUUAGGAAACUGAAGUUUACUUAGGGAGGGAGGUGAAGCUCUCUUCAUUAUGCAUAAGAUCCGUAGGAAAUGUGAGAGUUUUGCCAUUCUCUUAGGAGAAGCAUUAACUAAAACUGAUAAUUAUGAGACAGAUGCUUCUGUUAGUUUGCACACUGGAUUCACAAAAACCAUAACACACAUGUAAACCAUUGCACUAAUGACAAUGCCACGAGCAGGUUUAGGAGAAAAUGGAAAAAGCCCAGGAAAGUUGUUUAUGCUGACUUGAUCUUGUUUGUUUUUCCAUGGGAUAACUGAAAUAAGAUGCUGAGAGGCAGGUUGGAAAACCUUCAUUCUCCUCCACUGAUGGAUUUUUGUUUUGUCUUUUCCCUUUUCUCCGAGCAGCUGCUCAGUCUCUUUGGACACUUUUACCUCUGGCCACUGGGAUGGGCAAGUAGCUUUAACCCAUGCAGAGCUCUGGGCCACAGAGCAGGUCAGCUGCAACCAGGUGGUGUUGGGUAAGGUAGAAAAUGCCCAACCUUUGCUGCAUAAAGACUUUUAGGUACAUAAUUCCAGUCCAGAUCUUCACCUUGUAGCAGUGUGUCAGUUGUCAGUGUUCUGUAGGUGAAAUGUAAAACCUGUUAAUGAAAUAAUCAUAUUUGUACUAUUCUGAUUGGGUGAUUAGGCUGCUGGCUCAGAGUAUCCUCUUGGUCAUAGUUCUAUAAAUUCAGAUUUCUGUAAAUUUGAAGCAGAUCCUAGGUAGCAUUGUCUGUCUUGCUGUGUGCCAGCGAGGUUGUACCUACCUCCCCUCAAGCUCCCCUAAGCUGCAGAUCCUCCCCGUGGUGGGUGUGUUGCACUUCUCUGUGUUUCCUUCAGAGCUUUCCUAUUUCAGUGAAGAUAUUCAUUUGGCAGAGUUUUAUAUAAGAAUUAUUUUUAUAUGAAUUCUUCUUAUCAAAUAGGAUAAAGAUCAUCCAUUUUAAGACAUCAUUUAACUUAUUUGCUGUCUGUUAUGCAGAGACCUCUUGGAUGUGAAAUUCAUCCCCCUCUUUCCAUGCAGAUCUGGGACAGUGGAAUUGUACAGGUGGUCAGAUGGGGUGAGGAGGGCAGGAUCUGUCUUGACCUCAAAUCUCAUUUCUGAAGCAGCCUGUGACUGCACUGCAUCCUAUUUAAAAUGUUUCCUUUGUGAGAAAAGGAGUUUUAGGCAGGCCCUGAAUCUGAGAGUAGCUGUUGUUUGUGCAUCCUCUUGGAAUGAGCAGAAAUAAUGUAGCUUUCCUUCCCUAAGUAUGAAGAACUUGGGAUGUUUAUGUGCAUUUCAGGACAUUUUUACCUUUUACAGAUCUUUCUAAGCUUCUAAUACUGCUAAUUCUUUAUGCCUUGUGAUUUACAGAAAGACUCCACAACUGGUAAAGUUGUAAAGCAGGUCUGUAUUUAUUUGGUGAUUGGCAAAUUAAUUUCUAACCCUCAUGUUUCACGUGUGUCUCCCUCCUUUUCUCUCCCACCAGUGGUGAAUUAGUGAAUAAUUUAAAGCAUUUAAGAAAAAAAUACUAAUUAGGUAUAUACUUUGUAAAGUAUAGCAUGCUAGCAGUCCAGCACCUCUCUUCCUGGGAAUAUUUUUAACAUAAAUUACAUAUUCAAGAAUGUCUCCUGUCCAAAAAAAAAACCUGCCACAAACACAUAAAAUCCUAGAAUUAUUUUUUAUUCUGCACCUCCCACAUGUCUGGUGCAGAACAGCAACAUCUCAGGUCAGCACAAAGCUCAAGAAGUCUCAGUCUCCCCCAGGCUGCUGGUGGAGAAGUGUCAGCUGAGGUCACAGCUCUGAGUCUGGGCCACUGUGCAGGUCAGGUCAGCAAUAACCAAAUUUGUGCCACCCUCAGGCACUUGGGGCAUUUUCCAGCCUGUGCAAAGGACUCUCAUUGCACAGCCCCCCCCAAAAACAGCAUCAGCAAGUGUGAAAUGCUGCUCUUGGGAGGUGCAAGUACUAUCAAAAUACACAAAAUAUUUAAAAGUUUGUCUUUUUUUCCCUGAUGUGCAAAAUCUAAUGCAAUGAUGAGGUUUGCUUGGUGGUGGAGAUUUCUGCUGCAGUGGCUGAACAGAGUAACCAGUCCACUCCAUCUGUUCCAGCCCCCAGGAAAAAACUGAGCUGAUCCUCAGGAGCAAAUGUCCUGUUGAGAAAUGCUGGAAGGAGGUGGAUUUGUCUCUGCCUUUAUGUGGCAUUUCAGACAGCCCUAUGCAAUUUAACACGUGUGUGUGUAUGCACUGAUGUACAGAGUGAGGUCACUUGUUUUGUUAGAGCUCCUCAUUUUGGCUUGGCUUGCUUUAGAAUAUUUGACUUUGUGAAUUACAAUCAAUGAUCUUCCACGUUCCAGAGGCUUUGGCACAGGAAUUCCCUUGUUUCUUGAUCUGUCAGGUAACAAAUACCUUUGAUCUCCAUCCAGGCCCCCAGGCAGCAUUCCCUGAUAGUAAAAGAAAAAAGGUUGUGAAGGUUUGGCUUUAAUUCUGCCUCUCUCAAUAACUCCUGCAGCCUUUGUUGUAACAGAGUCUUGUUCUUGUUGGAUCAUUUUUAUAACAUAAGACAAGAGGUUUUUCCACAAGGAUUUUCAAAUUGAAACUUCUGGAGAGGAGGUGUGAGGAGUUUAGGGUUUUUUUUCCUGAAAAGAUUGAAGUUUCUAAGAUGCUUCUAAGUUUUUCUUUCUGACUAAAGUUGUUCAUGCAGGUGCCCAAAGGCUUUUGAUUAAAUAGCAUACUCAGUCAAAUAAGCACCUCUGGUGGCAUAAAUAACCCAUAAGGGACUUUUUUUUUUUAAUAUAUAUUUUUCUCAUUAACUAAACGAAUGUAAGAAGAGUUCUCAGUAUUUUUCACACUUGAGACCAGUGUAAUUAAACUCACUUGUUUUCCUUCUACCAUAGUAUCUCUCUUUGUGUGGCUUUCCCCAUUCCUAAUGCAGGGCAGUCUUUUGUUUUUUACUUCUAUAUUCCAUUUGGUCACAUGCUUCUUGAUGCACACAUGCCAUCUUUCUUAAGGAAAACUUCAAGUAGAAGGUAAUUGCACUGAUUGUUGGGUUUUUUAAACUCCCUUUUUACUGUAAGAUUUUUUUUUUUUGCAUCUGCUGUAGCUGUUGGAAAAUACUGUAAAUACUGCUCUGUACAGCAAGUACUGAAAUGCUGGGGAUACCAUUCCUUGUUCUAUUUUCCAGAAUACUGCCAUAUUUUCCAGUGUUGAGGUAGGAGCUUUGCUGUUAAAUGCUGUUACACUUUGUGUGCAUUAUGGUAUCAAUCCAAGAAGGGCACAGUUGCUGUAUUACAGUGGAAAUACUUCGGGUUUGUCUGAAUUUAUAAAACAUUUCUUCCUUCUCUCUGUGCACAUUUCUCCCAGAGCACAGAGAUGCAGUUUUUCAGCUCUGUGCUCAUUGUCUGUGCAAGGUUCAAAUGCCAGUUUUGGUAUCAGUUUGAUGACUGAUGGCAUUAAUGUAAUAUUUGGAUUAUCAGAUGUAGCUCUCCCAGGUCUUCCUUGCUUGUCUGAUUCUUGUGUUGUAGAAGCAGAAUCCGUGGAUGUGGCAGAAUUUAGUGGAAUGACAGGGAUUUGGGAUCCACUUAUGAUGUCUUGCUGUCUGUCCCUGCAUGGUGUGGGAUUGGGCAGUGCAGAGGAUGUUCCAGUGCUCUGAGCUGCCCAUAGAUCUCCCAUCCAUCCAUCAGCAAUUGCCUUUUUCCUCCCAGAACCCUCGGGGAUGGGACAGAGCCCAACUCCAGCCCCCUUGGCUGAUGUUAGGAUGCAAACCAGCAAGUUCUGUCUUCUGUUUCUGAGGGUUAAAGACUGGAAAGAUGCAUUUCUGAGAGGGUUUAAUCCAGAUUGUAUGGGAAGGGGGUGCUGCGUGUGCUUGGUGUGGCACAGAACCUGUUUAGUCCCAUUUAGUGUUUCAGUUGCUUUGUCAGAGUCUUUCUUUGAAGUGUUAAUUUGAAUGUAAUUGCUUGGCCAAAUCACUACAAAAGUGGGUUUCUGGGAAUCUUUAGUUACAAAGCAGGUGCAGUUCAAGGCUACCUCCUGUAUUCCUUCAUGGAAGAAUUAAUUGAAGUGAACCUCCCACUAAGCAGCCAAAAUGCUCCCAGAGGGACUGGAUUUGUGCUGGUCUGUUCCUUACUGGGAAGUGGCAGUGCCAUACUGUGAUCCUGGGUGGCUGCUCAGCCUUCCCUCUGUCUUCCAGAGGCAUCCCUGUGUAUUGAGAGGGUACCAGACCUGCCAAGUGGCACAUCUGGCACAUCUGCUUCUGGUCAGGAUCACUCCAUAGCAGCAGCUCCCUCUGUGACCUGUCCCUUCACUUGACUUUCUAUACUGUUGUUUUCCAAAUGAAAAAUGUUUCUGUACUUUACCUGUUGGCCAGAAAAUGUCAGGUUUUCUCUGCAAAUGACAUGAAGGUGCUUGAAAUAUAUUUUGAGUCUGAGGCAAAAAAUAUGUAUUGGAUUAUUUUUUUAAUGUGUUUUCUAGGUAAGGUGACAUGUGACUGUAAGAAUGAAAAUACUUUAUUCCCUGCUCAGAAAAUGAUAAACUUAAAAUGUGGGGAAAAAAACCAAACCAAAACAAAAAACAACCCAAACAUGAGUAUGUUCAUCUUGGGACUGUUUAGUGUCAGUUCUGUGCAAAGCCUUGGCCAAAACUCAACCUUGACAUCAGUGCACGUGGACUGAGGGUACUUUAAGUGACCUGAAAUGAAACUGUAGAAAACUGUGUUAAUACAUCAGAUUUUGUUUACACUUAUUCCAGACAAGCUUCCUCAUCUCAGAACAAACCACUCUGCUGACAGAAAUACCUGUUGGAGCACAGUGUGCUGAUGUGGUUUCAUAGCAGUGUUAAAGUUGAUUUUUAUUUACAAGCAACUGGGCUUUCUGCUGUGGAUUUUGGCCUGUCAGAGUGACUUUCCUGAGAUUCUGUGCUCCCUGUAAUUUCCUUCCCUUAAUCUCUGGGUCUAGACUCUGAUGAAGCUCAUCCAUGGCAGGAGGAUUGCUUAUGUCCUGACUUUCUGGAGCCCAGAUUUUGCAAGAGACUGAAUAAACCAUUAUAAACCAGCUCAUUAAUAACUGAAUGUGGUAAAAUCCUGUCAGGUUGGUUCAGUUCUCAGUCAUGAUUUAACAAAGCCCCCCCAAAAGUGUGAAGUGCAGGGUAAAUGGCUCCUCUGUCAUUGGUGGGAGCAGAGUUUUGUGUUUUCCAGACAAGGCAGACCCAGGAUCAUCAGGAAGUUUGGGGAGUGAAGGAGCUCCAUGCUGGGUGCUGCUCAUGCCCCAGAGAAGAGAAACCCUGGGUACCCCGAGCCUUGGGGAAAUGAGAGAGAAAGCAAGGGGAGACAUUUCCUUCAAAAUUGCCAGUUUAAGCACUUGUUAAGGUGACAGUUUAAUUCUUAGUUUUCCUUCUGGCCUCUCUCAAGUGCCCCACAGAAAUCCUCCACCCUGCACCCAUCUGCUGGCCCCAUCCCAGAAGGGGAAGGCUGGCAGGGAGCUCCCCAAGUCGAUUUGUGGUGUUGGGAGCUCUGACUUGGUUGGGGCUGGAUCAGGGGCGCUGCUGGAUCUGGAGGGAGGAGAGGUUGGCAGGAGUUCAUUGUGGGAGUUCUGCAAGUGGCAGCACUACAAACCCACAGCACCAGAUGCAGGCUGUGGCUGCUCCUUCUUCCCACCUAAAUAUCCCCCAAAAAAGCAAUUCCUUGGGAUUUGUGUAUGCACUGCCUCAGCAGAUCCAUUGUAAACCUGCCUGAGGCUGCUCUUCCACCAGCCAACCUCCCUGAGGAGCCCUGGGAUGCAUGGCAGUUCUGUAUCAAAGGGAAUACAGGGAAUGCAGUUCUGUAUCAAAGGGAAUAAUCCUUUCCACAGGGUUCUCAGGAGUGCACAGGCUUUAGUUAUAUUUUUCCCCCACAUUUUGGAUGUGCUGAACCAUGGACUUUGUUAUUUGUUUUCCUCCCUUCUUUAAGCACAACUAAACCACUUGCUGGAACAGCUGCUCUCUGCUCAUCAGCAGGGAUUGCAGAUGCUGUCUGACCUGGGAGCAAGCCUAGGAGUUGUCCCCAAAAUAUAAAUUUUAACUUUUCUAGUCAUUUUAUUGGGGUUUUUUUGAGUGUGCUUGGCAGGCAUGAAUGGUGAACAGGUCAGCAGGCAAGCUUGGGAGUCUCUAAUCCUCUGGAUGCUGCUGUUUGUGUUUGCUGUGUUAGGUUAGAUUCCUGUCAGGACAAAAAAAAAAAAAAA